AGCUAAAACUCAUGCGUAGAACCACGUUAUCGGGUCUAACGAUCGUCUCGCGCCGAUGCGCAUGUGCAGGUCGUCAAAUCACAGGCACUUCUUCGAUAUAAAGUUGUUUAUGACGAAAAUGAAAACGUUUCAGUUUGUCACGAGGUUGGAGUAAUAACAUGUUCAACUACUUAAGACAUUGGCUCGAAUCUAUGUUAUGUUUUUAGAUUUCGAGAAAAUCAAGAACUAAUGAAGAAUUGUUGAAGAAAUCUGUUUGCUCAGAUUUUGGCGAGAGUGAAACCUCUCGCUUCGCCUCUUCCUCUCUGGUGAAACUUAAAUCUCGGGCGGGAACGAGUUUAGGUUUUAGUUUGCCGGUGGAUUUUGUACCGAGCUGGCGAGCUAUCCAAAUAAAUAUAUUUGGACCUAACAGCAUUCUUUACUUUAGUAUAUUGAAAAGAUAACUGGAAACAGACGAACAGUUGCGCUCGACAGCUAACUACGUUUGGUCGAGGGGAAUGAUGAUAUCCAAGGGACAGAAGCGCAAACUCCAUGAUGAUGUCGUGGGGGGCAUGCGUAGCGCCACUUGGGAGAGCCAGCGGCAGUCAGUGCUGGCCAUCUCCCUCCACAAGUACCACCACGGGCAGGAGCUGGUGGAGCCUAGUUUGCGCCGCUCCGUGUUGAUAGCCAACACCUUGCAGCAGAUACUCUUAGAAAACAAGCCUCCAUAUGGGUUAGUUAACCUGGCAGGACCAGUGCCAUCCAUGGUCCCAUCUAACCCCUGCAACCGCAGGGAGUCUGGUCUAGGUGUUGUAAACAGUGCCUCAGGUGUCGAGGAUAUGGAGGAGGUCUGGAUGUCCUCAGAGAGUGACUUCUCCCUGUCAGCUGCUGUCUCCUCCAUCCUGAAAGAACUAGACUUGACUGUUGAUGGAGGGCCAGGGCCUCAGGCACCUCAGAGGACACCUUUCAUGUCCAUUGAGAACCUACCUGGAGACCUGGGGCUCAAACAGGCCCCCACGGGGCACUGGAGCUCUGAGUGGCGCCCUGAGGGGUCUAGAACCUCAGAGGGGGUGGCUUUUGGUAGUGUGGAGGAGGUCAUGCGUUCCAGCUACCUGCAGGAUGUGAAACUGGAUGAACUUUUCCAUGACAUUGACACGUCUGUGUUUGACAGGGAGAUGGGGGUCCGAGCACUCUCUUCUGCAGCCAGUGACGAGCUGCUUAAGUACUUACCCCCUCUGUCCUCCGUUCCGUCCACUUCACCCUCUCCCUUCUCCCUCAACCAGAGCUUCAGGGACCUGAAUGAGCUGGAGCACAUCAUGGAAAUACUGGUAGAGUCUUGAUCACCAGAACUUUGAGGAAAUUAUGACAUUCUAAAGAGAACAAUACAUUGAAAUUUAGUAUUUACUCUGUCCAGCUGAUCACACGGUUUAAUGACUGAAAUGUGCUGUUUUUAUACAAAAAAAGAAAAAGCUGAAUGAGAGACUAGCCUACUUUUUUUAGUAGUGGUGUUUUGAAUGUUAAAUGUAAUAUUCCUUAUGCCUAGCUAUAUAAAGAGAUUAUAUUGUAAGAUGUUCCUAAUAGCAAAUCAGUUCAGACUGAUGUCCAAUAAAUUAAUUAGUGGGUAGGAUUGACUCAAACAGUUGGAAUUUUGGAAGACCAUUACAUGCCUCAGGCAUCUAUUGAAGGGAAGGUAGAUGACCAUUUCUAAAUGUGAAAUAACCACUAACCUGAGGGGAAAUGUCUUCUGUGAAGAAAUCCCUUUCACUGGUCUUACUCCAGUAAGUCGAGGGUUAAUAUUGAACACAUUCUCACAUCCUUCAAUAUCACAAAAGUACAACUGAACUACAAUAAUACUGCAUUGUAUUGGUCAGUAUGUUCUGUAGUAGUAGCCUACCUUGCCUAACCAGUAUGCAUAAUUAGGCUACAUAUUGAGCUGUGCCACUAGCUUACAGCUAGCUUCAGCCAUUAGGAAAUACAAAUAUUAACUUAACCUGAGUUACUGGCUGUGAAAUGUCAUGGUGCUUACCAGUAGGUCAAUAUCAGGUUAUAACCGCUGGAGUUAAUAUGAAGGAAUUCCUCAAUUUGGUUGUGCGUGCAAUGAUGUCUAAGGGGAAAAAUAGUGUUUGCUUGCAGUAACUUGGUUGUUGUAAUAUCCCAAACGGACGUGGCAGUUUCAUCAUUAAGGAUUUCACUAAGGUCUAUUGUGUGGCAUUUAGAAAAUGUCUAACCAGGGUCAAUGUAAGUCGCUCUGGAUAAGAGUGUCUGCUAAAUGACGUAAAUGUAAAUGUCAGAAAUGGUUCAAAGGAUGAGUUAUUUAUAGAAAUGUCAUAUUUAAAUGUUCAGCUAAGUAUAUGAUCGUUAUGUUCCACAAUGGCAGUUUAUAUUUUGUAUAUUAUUUUUGUUUAUAUAAUGUAUUUUGGCCUAAUGCCCUGAAAAAGCAAGUUAUUUUAUGCUGACAUUUUACAAUGAAAGACAUGUAAGUGCACUGUCUAAUUUAUGCAAUCACCAUGUUCAUAUUUUUUUAUAAAUUCAGGAAUUAAAUGGGUUUGUGCCAAUCUUUUCAAACAA
This is a messenger RNA of Coregonus clupeaformis (lake whitefish), 2544 nucleotides long. RefSeq names its product SERTA domain-containing protein 3-like. Gene Ontology annotation, molecular function: transcription regulator activity. The transcript is spliced from 2 exons. NCBI's taxonomy places the organism in Eukaryota, Metazoa, Chordata, Actinopteri, Salmoniformes, Salmonidae. Gene Ontology annotation, cellular component: nucleus. The coding region runs from base 495 to 1316 and encodes 273 amino acids. The record is from RefSeq and is a predicted model, not a curated record.